This is a messenger RNA of Camponotus floridanus (Florida carpenter ant), 1675 nucleotides long. Its product is annotated as DNA polymerase delta small subunit. NCBI's taxonomy places the organism in Eukaryota, Metazoa, Arthropoda, Insecta, Hymenoptera, Formicidae. Gene Ontology annotation, biological process: DNA strand elongation involved in DNA replication; DNA replication. Gene Ontology annotation, cellular component: delta DNA polymerase complex. The transcript has 8 exons. Gene Ontology annotation, molecular function: DNA binding. Bases 206 to 1588 code for a protein of 460 amino acids. The record is from RefSeq and is a predicted model, not a curated record.
AUAAAAAGGCGCGAAAAGAGAGAAUCCUGAUAUGGUGAUAAACGUUGUAUGAGAUCGGUAAUAAAAAUUAGAUAAAUACCGAAGAAAAAUAUUAUAAAUCACAGAUUUCAGUAUUGUGGAAAUAAUAGAAAAUUCUAAUCAAAACAGCGUUGGUCAAAAAAGCCGAAGAGGAAGAAAAAAUAAAGGCAGAAGAUUAUUAUUAAUAAUGGCACCAAUUUCCAAGGAAACUGGGGAAAAUCUACUUUCAAGUCCAAAGGAAGAAGCAGCCGAAGAAUUUGAAAGACAGCAAGUACAAUAUGAAGACUUGACUGUUGAUUUUAAUGAUAAAUUAAUCGAUUUCUCUAAACAAUUUUGUCAUAUAUAUUCUGUAAGACUGGCAGAAUUGAAAGCAAUACUGAUACCAAGAAUUAUUGCAAAAUGGGGAAAAGUAAAGAUACUAAAGUUGGCAGAAUUAGAAGAUUUUGAAGGACAACAGUGUGUAAUAGUUGGUACGCUCUAUAAACAUCAAAAGUGGAAGCCAUCGAUAUUACAUGAGUUAAGCGAAGAUUAUCAACUCACAUUACCAGAACUAAGAUCAAAUUAUUGCUCAGAAAAGGAUCAACUUUUCUUGGAAGAUGAAAUGUUACGUAUCAGAUUACUAAUUGAAGAUGCAGAGAUGAAAAAUUAUGUUACAGGUAUUGUAUGUGCCAUAUUAGGCCACAAAGAAAAAGAUGGCAAUUUUGUGGUCAAGGAAUGGUGCUUUCCUGGUUGUGUGCCUAAAAGUUCACUGACACAAUUAAAGUCCAAAGGAAAACUAUUAUUUCUAUCUGGGCUCGAUUUGGCAAACAAUUCAAAGAGUUUGUCAUUAGGUCUUUUAACUGAAUGGAUAUGUGGCAUGGCAGGAAAUGCAAUUGUUCAAGAAAAUGCUACUUGUAUUGUUCAAAUUAUUAUUGCUGGUAAUUCUGUCAAAACUGUUACAAAAACAAAUACUUUAAUGGGACAUGCUGAAGGGAAGGCACAAGAUGCCGCGAUAGCAAACGAAGUUGCUGUAGCAACAACACUCUUAGACGUAUUUCUUGCUGAAAUAGCAACAUGUUGUUGUAUCACUUUAAUGCCAGGUCAACAUGAUCCUGUAAAUGCAAUGCUGCCUCAAAAACCACUGCAUCCAUGUAUACUACCACUAACAUCUAGAUUUGAAAGUUUUAAAGGUGCAACUAAUCCGUGGAUCGGCAAAAUCGCUGAACGUGUAAUAAUGGGUAGCAGUGGUCAGCCGAUUGAUGAUAUCAUAAAAGCGACUGGUGCAACAGAUAUCUCUCCCUUAGAUUGGUUGGAAAGAACUCUGUUUUGGAGGCAUAUGUGUCCGACAGCUCCAGACACAUUACCAGUACAUCCUUACUCUGUAAAAGAUCCAUUUAUCAUAAAUUAUUGUCCAGAUAUAUACUUUGUGGGCAACACAGAUAAAUUUGAAACAAAACUGUGGAGAGGUGAAGAAAAUCAGGUGGUGAGACUAAUUUGUAUUCCAAAGUUUUCCUCUACAAAUCUUGCAGUUAUGGUGGACAUAGAAACUUUGGAUACUGAAGUAAUUUAUUUUGGUACAAGUACACCCUAAAUUUGUAAUUUGUUUGAAUACGACUAAGAUAAAAAUAAUUAAUAUAAUAUGUGACAUUUUCUAUCAGAUCAUUAUCAAAACAUAUUU